CUCUUACCUAGGGUUUCGCAAAAUAGUAGGAGAGCACACAUGGUUGUCAGUUUAAAAUGUCUCAUUUCCUGUCAGUGAGGAAAGCGUCAGUUUCAACAUCUCAAAAAGGUGGGGUUAUUUUCUGCUCUUAGUUCCUGCUUUCCUUCAGUCAACAUUAUGUUAAGCCUAACAGGUUAAUCUUCGAACUUUUAAUACAUCUUGAUACCAAACCCGGGUUAUCCUAGUAGAAUCAUAGUGUGAAACAUCAGGUGUGUGUAACAGAAGAUCUGAGGCCAAAAUGAUCAUCUUUACCUUCAUUAUUUUUCUGCCAAUGGCAGCAAUCAGCACAGUAAAAUCUGAGCUGCAACUCAACACCACAGACAUGACAACUGGCAACGUGACCCAAAACACCCAGUUGGCAACACGACAGCCAUCAACUUUACAACAGCUGUCAGAGAUUCCAUCCGUCAACACAACUACCAGUGUUGAUAGGACUACCCCAGAGGACCCAAGAACCUCUACUCCUUCACUGCAUACAACUCAGAUGACGCCUCCAAGAAUACUUUCAGUAAAUAGUGAGACGGCACCAACUCUCACCAGUUCAUCAAAUACACCAACUGUUAAGUCUAACGUUUGGAAAUCCAUAACAAUGACCCUGAGUAGUCAGACCAGUCAGCGAAUCAACAAUUCAACAGCACCUCCGGUGCUAAGCAACAUUACACAAAACCGCGGCACACAGAGAACAUCAACCUCACAGAUAAAGUUAAAUGAAGUGACCUCAUCAUUUAUACCUACAUCCAGAUUGACGGCCAUUCAUACGAAAACCACGUCUAUCAAGCCUGAAGAAAGAAAAUCUAAAAGUACCAAGCAAGUUCCAGGUGGUGACACAACACAACCCUCCAUCUCAGAGACAUCAAUCGUUGACAAGGCAAAGAAAAAUGGUUCACAACACGGCAAAGUUGUGGCAGCAAUAAUAGGUUCAAUGCUGUCACUGAUGAUUGUAGGAUUUCUGCUCAUUUACAUCCGCAAAAAGAGACUUCAGAAGGAGCAGACGACUACUAGCUGGGCAGGUCCUUCGCCACUACUGGAUGGAGAAGCUAACAACGGCAAUGCGGUAUUGGCAUCAUCCAACCGAAUUUCCCUGACCAGUUUUCUGCCUCACAGACUUUCAAAGACAUUCUCUUUACUUCCAGAAACAAAUGAGAUGACGGAUAUCACUUCAAGAACCACAUUAGAAGAAAAACACCAAGGAAGCACUUUUGGUCAAGCUAUCGAUGGAAAUGAUGCACAAGAAAAAUAGUUCACAGCUGCUGUUCCAGAAGAGAACACUGGAAGUGAAACUGAAGAGAUAGCUGUAAUGUCUGCCGCAGGGUUCUCUUUAGUGAACCAACAGUCAUCCUCAGACAAAGUCAUUCUGGGUUUUCAGCUUUCACGGAAAAACGAAAGGUGGCCAUACAUGGUCAUAAGGCCUCUUCUAAAUCUCGAAUCAAAUCUGAAAGCUGUAUGCACUUAGUUUCCUGUCUGAGACUGGAUGUUGGGGCACUGUGAAAAUUUGUGUCAUGUUUCUUAAUCAACAUUAAAACAGCUAUUACCAUUAUGCUCACAUCAGCACACAGAAACUAAACCUACAACAUCAACAAAUAUAACUAUCAGAAAUUAUCUGAAUCUUUUUUCUUGUGGAAUUUACUUAGAUAGUACAAAAUACAACUGCAUAUGUUUAGAUCUAUCUUGCACUUUAAUGAAAAGCAGAAGGAAGUGUUGUAAGAGGAACACACAGCAAGAUACAAUGUUGCUGACAUGCCACAUGCUUGAUUUGCUCUCCACACAGUAAUACAGAAUCACUAUGAACAAAAGAUCUUCAGAACACCGUCACUAGACCAUAUGCAAGGAGAUAUAAACUUAAUAGGUAGGAUAUCCUUUUAGGACAUAGAAAACUAAAUAUAGAGUUUUUCAAUGAGGCAUUUCUUCUUUAACCACUUCAAAGAUGUUUCAUAACAAAGUGCAACACAAAUGCUUCUUUGUC
Poecilia latipinna (sailfin molly) is the source of this 2002-nucleotide messenger RNA. RefSeq names its product protein EVI2B. The record is from RefSeq and is a predicted model, not a curated record. NCBI's taxonomy places the organism in Eukaryota, Metazoa, Chordata, Actinopteri, Cyprinodontiformes, Poeciliidae. Bases 278 to 1279 code for a protein of 333 amino acids. The transcript has 2 exons.